Pangasianodon hypophthalmus (striped catfish) is the source of this 2232-nucleotide messenger RNA. RefSeq names its product DNA methyltransferase 1 associated protein 1 (gene dmap1). Gene Ontology annotation, biological process: DNA repair; negative regulation of transcription by RNA polymerase II; chromatin remodeling. NCBI's taxonomy places the organism in Eukaryota, Metazoa, Chordata, Actinopteri, Siluriformes, Pangasiidae. Gene Ontology annotation, cellular component: NuA4 histone acetyltransferase complex; Swr1 complex; nucleus. Gene Ontology annotation, molecular function: transcription corepressor activity. The coding region runs from base 165 to 1556 and encodes 463 amino acids. The transcript has 11 exons. The record is from RefSeq and is a predicted model, not a curated record.
AAGGUCCUUAGGAUGCAGGAUGUGUUUGAGGAUGUAACGUCACAACACUACACCGGUUUAGUUAGCCUGUUAGCAUUGUAUAUAACAAAAACGACCGUAAGAAAGAAGAAUAAUAAGAUUUAUGAACGUAUUGGCUGCUGGAAAGUAACAGUGCAUAGGGGAUCAUGGCGACCGGUGCGGAUGUGAGAGACAUCCUGGAGCUGGCAGGAGGAGACACUGAUACAGGACCAAUCAGCAAGAAGGACAUCAUCAACUCCGACAAGAAAAAGGUGAAGAAGAGCACAGAGACUCUGACGUUUAAGAGGCCAGAGGGAAUGCACAGAGAGGUCUACGCUCUGCUCUACUCCGAUAAAAAGGACGCUCCCCCUCUCUUACCCAGCGACACCACUCAGGGUUACCGCACGGUGAAGGCCAAGCUGGGCUGUAAGAAGGUUCGUCCGUGGAAGUGGAUGCCCUUCACCAACCCGGCUCGUAAAGACGGCGCCAUCUUCCACCACUGGAGACGAGCGGUGGAGGAAGGCAAGGACUACCCCUUCGCCCGCUUUAACAAGACGGUACAGGUGCCCGUGUACUCGGAGCAGGAGUACCAGAUGUACCUGCACGACGACGGCUGGACUAAAGCGGAGACGGAUCACCUGUUCGACCUGUGCAAGCGCUUCGACCUGCGCUUCAUCGUCAUCCACGACCGCUACGACCACCAGCAGUACCGAAAACGUUCUGUGGAGGAUCUGAAAGAACGUUAUUACAACAUUUGCGGGAAGCUGACGAAGGUCCGAGCUCCGACUGGCACCGAACCUAAAGUCUACAUCUUCGACGCGGGACACGAGAGACGCAGGAAAGACCAGCUGGAGAGACUGUUUAACCGCACACCUGAACAGGUGGCGGAGGAAGAGUACCUGAUCCAGGAGCUGAGGAAGAUCGAGACACGGAAGAAGGAGAGGGAGAAGAAAGCGCAGGACCUGCAGAAGCUGAUCACGGCGGCCGACAGCACGACAGAGAUGCGCCGGGGCGACCGCAAGGCCACGAAGAAGAAACCGCCGCAAAAACGAGAGGCGGAGAAACCGGCCGUACCUGAAACAGCAGGAAUCAAAUUCCCCGACUUCAAAUCAGCCGGAGUGUCGCUGCGAAGCCAGAGGAUGAAGUUACCGAGCUCUGUAGGACAGAAGAAGAUCAAAGCCAUUGAGCAAAUCCUCACAGAGCAAGGAGUCGACCUGAACCCCAUGCCCACUGAGGAGAUAGUGGCGAUGUUUAACGAGCUGCGCAGCGACCUGGUCCUGGUGUACGAGCUGAAGCAGGCGCACAGUAACUGCGAGUACGAGCAGCAGAUGCUGAGACACCGCUACGACGCUCUGCUCAAAGCCGGGGGCUCCGGCACGCCCCACAGCGACGCCACCGCCGGGCCCGACUCUCAGAACUGGGCCGGAGUGGACGACAUCAAAACCGAGCCCAAAGAACAGAUCAUCGAUGUGGUUGGAGCGCCGCUUACGCCCAACUCGCGUAAACGCAGAGAGUCGGCCUCCAGCUCCUCCUCCGUGAAGAAGAUGAAGAAACCGUGACGUGGCUCGCUUUCUCGACUCUGACAGAAAGACCUCGAGAACGUCCUCAAGCGUUCGUGGCGAUGAGAUGACGGGAGGCGUAGGGCGUCCAUCAGACCUGCAGCUUUUUUUUUUUUCUCCGUAAGGCGCCGCUGCUCCUCAUUACCUUUAUAUUCAUCAUGUUCCACUCGGAGAUAGCAGGUAAACUGUGAAUCGCUAUGGAAAUGAACUGAGACGUAAUAAUUGAGAAAGAACAGAAGGAAGAAGGAGGAUCAGAACUUUUUUUCUUUUUAAAUUAAAACUCUUCCUAUCUGUGUUUGGGUGUUGUACUGUACUUCCGGUGAAGUCCUGGUCUUUUCAGACACAUCCCUCACUCGAACUUUGCCUCUUUCGUUUCUGAUCCCUGUUCUGAACCACACAGGGUAGACAAAAUGGCCGCCGAAGUUUCUCUACAAUCUGUCUGCUGCGUCCGUCUCGGAAAACUGCCCUACCGAGCAGCUACAAUUUACCGGCUUAAUAAACGUGUGACGUUUUUUUCUGUGUAUAUGUAAUUGUUUUGGUGUUUUUUUGUUUUUGUAAUACUGUGUGAGUUGCACUGAUGUCACAAACACACAGUCACAUGUCCUUUACUUUAGCAGGGUUCAUUUGGUGUUUGCCGUCAGUGAGCUGUUUAAUAAAGGGUAAUAAAAAGUGUAAA